Messenger RNA from Varanus komodoensis (Komodo dragon), 5710 nucleotides. It is a transcript of the gene DNM1L, whose product is annotated as dynamin 1 like. Lineage: Eukaryota; Metazoa; Chordata; Lepidosauria; Squamata; Varanidae. Gene Ontology annotation, molecular function: microtubule binding; GTP binding; GTPase activity. The transcript has 19 exons. Gene Ontology annotation, cellular component: cytoplasm; membrane; microtubule. Gene Ontology annotation, biological process: mitochondrial fission; mitochondrial fragmentation involved in apoptotic process. Bases 567 to 2543 code for a protein of 658 amino acids. The record is from RefSeq and is a predicted model, not a curated record.
AUGGCUGCCUAGUGCAGAAGCCGGCAAAGAUGUGUCAGUGGAUGAAAGAAAAAUUGCCAAAGAGACAGAGUGGCCGGGAGUUACUGUGGUGAGUAAAUGCAGGUAGACUACUGCAUUAUUUGUGGUAGAAUGCAAUCCCAAAGCAAGAAUAGGAAUCCCAGCCUUAAAACAGUAGGAUUUCAGUCAAUAUGAUCUGAGAACCGCUGUGCUCCUGUUGCUGUAGUGAUUCUCCCAUCCAUGUUGAAAAAAUAUUAUUCUGAGAUGAGAAAAUUAUUUUUCCAGGAAUUGGAUGGACUUCAUAUGCUGGGUGAUGGCCUAUAUCAGUGGUGGCGAACCUAUGGCACCCGUGCAACAGUGGGCACACAGAGCCCUCUCUGUCGGCAUGAGAGCCAAGUCAACCUAGCAUCAAACCAGCACCUGAGCAUCGGAUACCAGCGCAAAUAGGGGACACGCAUAUGCUCAGAAAGGAGUAGCAGCUCCAGGAAAUGACAUCACGGGCUGCAACUCAUUAGCUGCGAUUCGUCCGAGCUUUCACAUAGGCAGUCAGUGCACUGCCACGGAUAUACAUGUAUGCUAGGACUGGCUACCCUGCAACAUGGAAACAUUCAAGGCACCUUUCUAAAGGGAUCGAUACUGAGGAAUGGGGGAAAUUUUUACAUACAAAAAACAAGCUCUAUACUGACUUCGAUGAAAUUAGACAAGAAAUAGAAAGUGAAACUGAAAGGAUUUCUGGAAAUAAUAAGGGUAUCAGCCCUGAACCUAUUCAUCUAAAGAUUUUUUCACCAAAUGUUGUCAACCUGACCCUUGUAGAUCUUCCUGGAAUGACCAAGGUACCUGUGGGUGAUCAACCAAAGGAUAUUGAACUUCAGAUCCGAGAACUCAUCCUUAGAUUCAUUAGUAAUCCAAAUUCCAUUAUUUUGGCAGUCACUGCUGCCAAUACGGACAUGGCCACCUCCGAGUCACUUAAAAUAGCACGGGAAGUAGACCCAGAUGGGAGGCGUACCCUUGCUGUUAUCACAAAGCUAGAUCUCAUGGAUGCGGGCACUGAUGCAAUGGAUGUCCUUAUGGGAAGAGUGAUCCCUGUUAAGCUCGGCAUCAUUGGUGUGGUCAAUAGGAGUCAGUUAGAUAUUAAUAACAAGAAGAGUGUGGCUGAUUCGAUUCGUGAUGAGUAUGCUUUCCUUCAGAAGAAGUAUCCCUCUCUAGCCAAUCGGAAUGGAACAAAGUACCUCGCUAGAACACUCAACAGGCUGCUCAUGCAUCAUAUCAGAGACUGCUUGCCAGAACUGAAAACCAGAAUCAAUGUGCUAGCAGCUCAGUACCAGUCUCUGCUGAACAGCUAUGGAGAGCCUGUAGAUGACAAGAGUGCCACUUUACUACAGCUAAUUACCAAAUUUGCCACCGAAUAUUGCAACACCAUUGAAGGGACAGCCAAAUACAUAGAGACUUCAGAAUUGUGCGGUGGAGCUAGGAUUUGCUAUAUUUUUCAUGAAACCUUUGGACGGACCUUAGAAUCUGUUGACCCUCUAGGUGGCCUUAAUACCAUUGAUAUCUUGACGGCCAUUAGAAAUGCUACUGGUCCCCGUCCUGCCUUGUUUGUGCCUGAAGUUUCCUUUGAGCUGCUAGUAAAGAGGCAGAUCAAACGUUUGGAAGAGCCCAGCUUGCGAUGCGUGGAGCUUGUCCAUGAAGAAAUGCAGCGGAUUAUUCAGCAUUGUAGCAAUUACAGUACACAGGAAUUGCUGAGGUUUCCUAAACUCCAUGAUGCCAUUGUUGAGGUUGUGACCAGUCUUUUGCGUCGAAGGCUGCCAGUUACAAAUGACAUGGUUCACAAUCUGGUAGCCAUUGAGUUGGCCUAUAUCAAUACCAAACACCCAGAUUUUGCAGAUGCUUGUGGGCUAAUAAACAAUAACAUAGAGGAGCAAAGGCGGAACAAGCUAGCUAGAGAGAUGCCUUUCAGUGGCUCACGAGACAAGUCAGCGAAGCCUCCUGGUGCUUCGGCACCAUCUUCCCAGGAGAACUCUGCUGCUGGUUCUGCUGAGGUUGAUGGCAAGGUAGCCCCUGCGAUGGGAGAUGGAGCCCCAGAGUCUGGAACAGGCAACUGGAGGGGAAUGCUGAAAACCUCAAGAACAGAGGAGGUACCAGCUGAGGAAAAACCAAAACCAGUAACCAUCUUACCUGCCAGCCCUCAAAAAGGCCAUGCUGUAAAUUUGCUGGAUGUGCCUGUUCCUGUGUCACGCAAGCUUUCUGCUCGGGAGCAACGAGACUGUGAGGUGAUUGAGCGCCUAAUUAAAUCCUACUUUCUAAUUGUGAGAAAGAACAUUCAGGACAGUGUACCAAAGGCAGUUAUGCAUUUUCUGGUCAACCACGUGAAAGACACUCUUCAGAGUGAACUAGUAGGACAGCUGUACAAAGCCUUAUUGCUGGAUGACCUUUUGACUGAAUCAGAGGACAUGGCUCAGCGCAGGAAGGAGGCGGCUGACAUGCUACAGGCAUUGCAACGAGCCAGUCAGAUUAUUGCUGAGAUCCGAGAGACACACCUUUGGUGAAGAAACCAACGACUUGAGAUUGCUAGGCAUUAUAUACUUAUGAACUCCUUAUGUGUACUGCUGUGUAUAAACCCGCUCAUGUAAAGACAGUUUGGUCUGGCUUUUUAUGGACAGAAGAGCAUGCUGUACUUUACAAAACAAGUCAUAUUUAAUCAACAUUUUCCCUGCCAGCUUCCCAGUGCAGAGAACAAGAUCAUUCUCCUAAGAGAGACUGAACUUAAUUGAAUAUGAUUCUAUGAAGAUAGGGAAAGAACCAUGUAAAAAUUCCAGUGCCUGCCUUGCUAAAUGAGUUGCCUGUGAAUAGGAUGAACAGUGUGUAGUAUUGUGAUGUAGCUGUUCAGCUGCUUUUGCAGUAUCAGUUUUUUAGCCAUGAAGAAAGGAUAACACAACUCUUAUGAAUUAAAUUGCAUGCACUCAAGUCUCAUUUAAACGGCACAGUAGCCUUAUAAUUGUGUAACAUGUGGCCUCAUUUUUUAGAACUUUAAAUGAAAUAGUUGGUUAACUUCCAAAUUCCAUUGGUUAACUUCUCCUUUAACAAGAAAGAGAUUCUGCUUAGGGACAGUUUCAACCAAAGAACAAUACAAGAGUUGGUAAGAAUCUCACUGGUUAGAAACUGCAGUCUAAAAAAUGCCAGAUUAAAAGGUUCUAUGGCAGAUCAAUUUCUCUAUCUUCACAAACAUUGAAAAAAGGCAGCUGUAUGUCAGAUUAACUUGAAAGACCACAACACUUUCCUGUGUUGUCAGGGGUUACUGCCACUACAAGACAGAGUCUAUUUCAUUGCUUAAUUAUCAUAACCUGUAAAAUCCAUAGCAAUGAUACACUUUUCCCUGAAGCAUUUUAUCAUUUUACCCUUGUGCUUAAAGCACACCAUAUAUAUGGCACUCAUACUAUAUAGGAAAACAGGUAUAUGGUCAGGACUGAAGUAGGCGUGAGUAUGUUUAGUUUGCUUUGUGCUGCUUAUGCUAGAGAAUAGAUACACUAUCUUCUUCAACCAAUACUUGUUUAAAAAUAAAAUCCUUGGGCGUCAUACAUAGUGUACAGAACUUCUUCCACUCAGCCCUUACACAACAAAGUAAAAAAACAAUUUGCUCUAAAACAUUAAAAACAAGAAUUUUGAAAUUUAGUAAGAACAUAUAAUAGUUUGAAAAUAUUCUAGAUUUCUCAAGUAUGUCGAAACUUAUGUGUCUGCAGUUGGCAUCCUCCAAAUCUAUACCCACAACUAACAUAAUCUUAUAUGCUAAUAAAACUGUAUCUGAGUAUUUCUGGGACUUUGGUAAAUCUGUUGUGCAAGAUGGGUACUGAACUCAAUGACCUUGUUUGCAAAUAGGCACUCCUACAACAGAUUGUGGAUUAUGUGAGUGUUGUUUAGUUCUCAUCUGCCCCCUGCUGACCAGGCUUGCAUGACAUUUGUUGGGAGCUGUGUAUUUUGUAAUGGUGGCUAGUACAUGCUGCAGCUACUUGAGAGUAAAUUGCACAAAUUUGUUGUGCAAACCAGGUCAGAGUAUGGAUUGAAUCAUGAAUUGUUGUGACAUGCAAACCCUGCACUAUAGUUAAACUAUAGCUUAACCACGAACGACCCAGGAAGAGAACUGAUGGUUAAACUGUUGAAUCAUGAACUUUGGGUUGGUCAUACUUAACCUAGGUUAACCCAUAGUGCAGGGUCUGGCCAUAACAAACAGCCCGUACUCUAAGCUUUUAUGUAUUCAGAUCAUAAAGAAAUGCUACUAUCUUUCUGAGUGGUAAGUUAUUAAUUUCUGUCACUGAGUUUGGUGAAUCUUCAUGAAUGCUUGCUGCUAACUCAGAAUCACCUAUUUCUUUGAAUUCAGCUUUCUACUAGUUAUACUUCCCUGAUUUCGCCAUCUUACCUCCCUCCCUUCACCCUGACAAACCCUUCACCGAUGUACGUGGUGUACUGGCCAAACCAGUUGCAUCUGUCACAUUUGUACCUGCAUUUGCUCCACCACUACACACACUUCUGUGGUAAGAGUCCAAUGAUAGUUGCUCAACUGCUGAGGCAAAGGGUGCUAAUGUUUGAUUACACUUUAGUCAAAGAUGGAAUAGUCUAAAAGCUACUGGUUUUUCUGCUUUCCUUUAAACUAACACUACAGACUGUUUAACUGAAGGCUUAAUCUGUAAGUGUUAAGAGUCCUUUCCAGAACUGCUUUGAUGGAAAUACAUGGAUUUUUGCUGCCUAAAAUUUUAAAUGUAGUUCAUUAAUUAAUCCUAUCUUUAAAGGGAUAAAAAGUAUACAUUGUCAAAUAUUACUAAAUGUACAAGUUUUAAUUUAAUCUGCUUAAAAGGUGGCAGUUCUUUCAGUGACUUUUAUAUGUAUAUUUUGCAGAUCUCAGGUGAGUAUCCAACUAUAGCAAUAUCAUCUAUCUGCUCCUGUGAUUUUAAAGGGACACAAGCAAAUAUACAAUUGUAUUCCCAUUCUGGUGCCAGUAGACAUGAACUGAAGCAGAACUAGAUAUGAAUGUGUGGGGUAACUGUUAUCCUCUAGCAUAGAUCUCUCUCUCUCUCAGCACAUUACUAAUGUCCCAACCAUGGGCUGCAUCACAAAGGCCAAGUAUUAUCAGUAUGAAUCAGAGACCAGCUUGCCCUGCAAAAGCUUUAGUUAAAUUUUGCUCUUCUAGCUUUUGAAGGGGAAGCCAAUAUUUACUAACCGAAUUCAUUCUUAGGCUAGGAUUAGACUUGGUAAAGUAGCCAGUUUCAAAUUAUGUAGCUGCAAAUUGUUCAAGUAUUAGGAACAGCUGAGAGUAAAUUUAAAAUGGCAGCUGCUAAUGUCAAUUCUGUGUAAGCACUUUCAUUAUUGCUUGGACAGGACAAAAAGCACAACCUUUUUACAAGUUUAGCAUGUGAUGUACAUAGUAUGCAAUUUGGGGUCAUCAAGAUUUUCAUUUGGAGCAGUUUUUCUUCCUGUCUUCGGUAGACUUCUGCAUCUAAGGCAAUGGAAGCCUCAUCUGACAUAGCUGUACAUCAUGUUUAUUUCAAAAAUCAUUGUCUACGUUUAUGAUAAAAAAAUAUAAAGUUGCUGAAGACCUUUAACCUAUACAGACAGAAGAUCAGAUCUCUAAUAACAGUACCGUAUGUAUGUAGUUACUAUUGUAAAUAAAGCUGAUUGUGUGAAAGUUGCAGUUUUACAUCAAUAAAUCACCUUUUGAAGUAUG